UUAAGCAAGGGAUAAUAGCUAGCUAGCCAGUUCCAAUAAGGAUAACUUUCACACGUAUGCACACUGAAAACAAGAAUAUCAGAUUCACGUAUGCACACUGACACAAUGCAUUGUUUUAUUUUUCCAUAGUCAAAUUCCGAUACCAAUUAGGAAUUUAUUACCCAUAGUGUAGUAAGAUUCAGAUCCCAAUUAGGAAUUAGUGUAUCCCUAGGAUCCAUUAUCAACCAGGAUAAGAAGCAAUGAAUAAAAAGAUUCCAAUAAAAGCCUGUUACUGGGUCCCAUCAACAGCUUUAACCAACUACUUUACUGAAUAAAAUCCCUAAGUUGCUUGUGUAAUUGGCUUAUCUCAGACCUUUUGGUCCAACUUAAAACUGGCAGGUGUGACCUUGACCUGCCAUUCUUACAAGCAUAUGUUCUGUUCAAGUAUUUUGGCGAUAGGAGUGCAAAAAUAAUUUCAGGAAAGGAAAAAAGACUUGUUUGAUCAAUGGGUACUAAAGUGGGAGAAGGAUCUCUGGAAGCUGCUCUGUUAGAAGAUGGGAGUUCUCCACUGUUGGUGUCAGAAACGGAAGGAAAGUACACUGGAGAUGGAUCUGUUGAUACUGAGGGAAGGCCUUCUGUAAAAGCAGUUACAGGCAACUGGAGGGCUUGUCCAUUCAUCUUAGGAAAUGAGUGCUGUGAGCGAUUGGCAUAUUAUGGUAUCAAUACCAAUUUAGUGACUUACUUGACUAAGAUUUUACAUCAGGGUAAUGCCUCUGCUGCAAAGAGUGUCAACACUUGGGCAGGCACCUGCUAUGUUACACCACUUCUGGGGGCAGUUUUGGCUGAUGCAUACUGGGGCCGUUUUUGGACCAUUGCAGUUUUUUCUACAAUCUACUUCAUUGGGAUGGCAACAUUGACUUUGUCAGCAUCUCUCGCAUUCUUGAAGCCUCCUUCAUGCACAGGAACCGAUUGCCCAACAGCAACUUUUGCACAAUCUGGUGUGUUUUUCCUUGGGCUGUACCUAAUUGCGCUGGGAACUGGAGGCAUCAAACCUUGUGUCUCUUCUUUUGGAGCAGACCAAUUUGAUGAUACCGAUCCUGUAGAAAGAAAGAAAAAGGGCUCAUUUUUCAACUGGUUUUACUUUUCAAUCAACGUUGGGGCUCUUAUCGCAAGUAGUGUUCUUGUUUAUGUCCAGGACAAUAUUGGUUGGGGAUGGGGUUUUGGUAUUCCUACAGUAUUUAUGGGAGUAGCCAUAUUCAGUUUCUUUUCUGGUACUCCGCUUUAUAGGUUCCAAAAACCUGGAGGUAGCCCUGUCACUAGGCUAUGUCAGGUUGUAGUUGCAUCAGUGCGCAAAUUAGGAGCUGAGGUCCCUAACGAUCAAUCACUUCUAUACGAAUUACAAGACAAGAAAUCUGCAAUUCAAGGAAGCCGGAAACUAGAACACACUGAUGAAUUCAAGUGCCUCGACAGAGCAGCUACAAUUGUAGAUGAUGAUGUUAGGAAGGGUGAUUAUUCUAAUCCUUGGCGGCUAUGUACUGUGACCCAAGUUGAGGAAUUGAAGAUUCUCCUUCGUAUGUUUCCGGUUUGGGCAACUACUAUUGUCUUUUCUGCCGUUUAUGCUCAAAUGUCUACAAUGUUUGUAGAACAGGGAAUGACCUUGGACACUAGCAUUGGAUCAUUUCAUAUUCCUCCAGCAUCAUUAUCCAUAUUUGAUACUCUCAGUGUCAUUUUAUGGGUUCCAAUAUAUGAUGGUCUAAUUGUACCACUUGCACGGAAAUACACUAAGCAAGAAAGGGGUUUUACACAGCUGCAGCGAAUUGGCAUUGGUCUGUUGAUAUCUGUAAUGGCUAUGGCAGUAGCUGCUUUGGUUGAAAUAAGGCGUUUGGAUUUGGUAAAAAGUCAUAACUUAGUUCAUGACAGUGUCACAACAGUUCCAAUGAGCAUUCUUUGGCAAAUUCCCCAGUAUUGCUUGAUUGGUGCGGCAGAGGUUUUUACCUUUAUAGGACAGCUGGAGUUUUUCUAUGAUGAAUCACCUGAUGCUAUGCGCAGUUUAUGCAGUGCGCUAUCUCUCCUUACAACAGCGUUAGGCAACUAUUUAAGUAGCUUCAUCGUUACAGUCAUUGCGUAUGUCACCACCAAAGGGGGAAAACCAGGAUGGAUACCUGAUAAUUUGAAUGAAGGGCACCUGGACUACUUCUUCUGGCUUUUGGCAUUACUGAGCCUGUCGAAUUUGUUCGUAUAUCUUUCUUGUGCCCACCGGUACAAAUACAAAAAGGCUGAUUGAGAUUUCAGGGUAGGAGCUGAAUGGGAUGUGCCAUUAUCACAUCCACCACAUCUGAGAAAUUUAUGGAGAAUGCACAUAAAAAUAUUAGAAUUGAAUGUAGUAUUACAAUUGAAACACUGCUAAUUAUUUGUCAGGUUGCCCUUGAUUAACAGUCAUUUUAAGGGUUUGUAAGUAUUUGUAUAUAUUCUGGUCACAUGUAUGAAUUCCCGCUAUAAUAAGAAUUUGUCAUCAAGAAA
Cryptomeria japonica (Japanese cedar) is the source of this 2499-nucleotide messenger RNA. RefSeq names its product protein NRT1/ PTR FAMILY 8.3. Bases 485 to 2263 code for a protein of 592 amino acids. Gene Ontology annotation, cellular component: membrane. The transcript is spliced from 5 exons. Gene Ontology annotation, molecular function: transmembrane transporter activity. The record is from RefSeq and is a predicted model, not a curated record. Lineage: Eukaryota; Viridiplantae; Streptophyta; Pinopsida; Cupressales; Cupressaceae. Gene Ontology annotation, biological process: transmembrane transport; oligopeptide transport.